Messenger RNA from Balearica regulorum gibbericeps (East African grey crowned-crane), 1098 nucleotides. RefSeq names its product complement C3a receptor 1 (gene C3AR1). Gene Ontology annotation, biological process: inflammatory response; phospholipase C-activating G protein-coupled receptor signaling pathway; positive regulation of cytosolic calcium ion concentration. The record is from RefSeq and is a predicted model, not a curated record. Gene Ontology annotation, cellular component: plasma membrane. Lineage: Eukaryota; Metazoa; Chordata; Aves; Gruiformes; Gruidae. Gene Ontology annotation, molecular function: complement component C5a receptor activity; G protein-coupled receptor activity; complement component C3a receptor activity.
AUGCCUGGACUCCUGGGUAACAGCAGUUCAUAUGAACAGGCUGCUGCAUAUUAUGCACCAGAAUCCAUUGUCUCCAUGGCUAUCUUCAUCAUCGUUUUCAUCGUAGGUAUCCCAGGCAAUGGACUGGUAAUCUGGGUAGCUGGUCUGAAAAUGAAAAGGUCUGUGAACAUUGUCUGGUUUCUAAACCUUGCCGUGGCUGACUUCAUGUGCUGCCUGUCCUUGCCAUUUUUCAUUGUUCACCUGGCCCUCCAUGAACACUGGCCGUAUGGUUGGUUCCUCUGCAAAGUCAUUCCAUCAGUCAUAACGUUCACUAUGUUUGCUAGUGUCUUCCUACUCAUGGCCAUCAGCAUUGACCGGUGCCUCCUCGUGAUGAAACCUAUCUGGUGUCAAAAUCAUCGAACGCUGAAAUUUACAUCACUAAUAUACAGUGGCAUUUGGAUCCUGGCCUUCAUUUUCUGCUGUCCUGUCUUCCACUACCGUGAGACUAGCACUCAUGAUGGCAAAAUUGAGUGUGGAUACAAUUUUGGAGGUGACGAGGGGGUAGAUUACAUAGAUGAAUACUCACCUUUAGCCUACAAUGGUAAUGACUCAUGGGUAAAUUUCUAUGAUGAAAAUGAUUAUUCUGUAUCCCUUGCCUUAGUGGUAAUAAAUAUCACUAGGGCUGUCUUUGGCUUUGUACUCCCCUUUGGCAUAAUGGCAGUUUGCUAUGCCCUUAUUGCUUUCAGAAUGCAUGCAAGUCAGUUUCACAAGCCACGCAACAGGACGCUGCGAACAAUUGUGCUCGUGGUAACUGCAUUCUUUAUCUGCUGGGCUCCAUAUCACAUAGUUGGGAUUCUGUCCCUUGUACCUACUCUUGGAACAGGACUGAAGGAGUCAUUGAUCCUCUGGGAUCACCUCUCUACAGCACUUGCAUAUGCCAACAGCUGUAUCAAUCCCUUGCUCUAUGUUUUUGUGGGACGGGACUUCAGGGCAAAGGCACAGCAAUCAGUGCGUGGAAUCUUGGAAGGUGCCUUUAGUGAGGAACCAACACGUUCGAUCCCGUACUCCCUUGACAGAAGCAAGACUUCAACAGAGAAGGACAUUAGCAGUGCAGUGUAA